AUUGGUGGAAUGCUUUUUUUUAAGAAAAAGGGUCGCGAAGAUUGCUCGUAACUCCAGAACGAACUGUUUGCUGUUUUCCGGUGAUAAACAAUAUAUCCAAGCCCUCGACUACGCUAGAAUCGUAAUAUAAUUAUGAAUCAACUACUUGAUAAAGUGCUGAGUUUUAUCAACUAUUGGUGGUUUCGAUAUCUCAUGAUAACAGAGCUGUACAUGGUGGAAAGCUGGGAACGUGUGACCAUUCACCUAUUUCUGUUCGCAAUAUUCCUUCUGCAAUGGUGCUUCAACUGCAAGGUUCUGUUGCCCUUCACCGGCAACUUGAUCGGCAUACAACCUGUGGACCAGCAGAUAGCAUCGAUUUCACGGGGCUGAGCAAUCCCGCGUCCCCAAAGAAGCUAGUACUAGGCGAGCGAACCCAUUGAAAAGUAUUUACAAACCUGUGCGCCACGAGGACAUGGCAGCAGAGCAGUUAAAUCUCAUCAUCUUUAUCCUAUAAUCAAGAAUCUGACGUAUUGAAUCGACUUCGAUUGGAUUAAGUGAAAUUCUUCGUGUUUACACUAGUGUUUACCAGUGAAUCUGUCGAAUGAGUGUUUGGUAAAGGAAAUUAAUGUAAAACCAAAUCUCCUUUGUUGGCUUCUUCUUUGCAGACUGUAUGGGUAAGGAACCUGGUGGUUUAUCGAAAUUUUUCCUUUGUCGAUUGGUAACAUGCGUUUAAAGAAAUGAUUAUGCUAUCGACUUCCAUCCCGAAUGUGCCAGAUGGCAUUGCAGACGACUGAUAACCCGGAAUGUGUUCACUCGGAAAUCACGUUCCCUUAUCAGAAGUGUUCCACACGACCAAUACUUCGAAGGAUUUCUCAUCGUUCGUUAACGAUAAGCGUGGACUUGAAUAAGCUUGUCGCAUUAGUCAGAUAUUUUGAUUGAUCGAUUAUCUAUAAACUGGAUUUGAGCUGUAUGGGGACAGCAUGACCACAUGAGCAACAAAUACAAACGACACUCGACCCCUUAUCGCAGCAUAAAUUUGUCGCAAUGA
Molecule: messenger RNA, 1027 nt
Organism: Anopheles coustani
Lineage: Eukaryota; Metazoa; Arthropoda; Insecta; Diptera; Culicidae
Gene: ghi
Exons: 2
Coding region: 133-369 (78 amino acids)
Source: RefSeq, a predicted model, not a curated record